Molecule: messenger RNA, 369 nt
Organism: Durusdinium trenchii
Lineage: Eukaryota; Dinophyceae; Suessiales; Symbiodiniaceae
Source: the annotation of a GenBank genome assembly
AUGGCGCCGAAAAAGGUGCCCGUUGAGGAACCUGUGGAGCCUGAAGAACCAGAGCUUGUCGAGGGUGAUGAGACUGAGCUUGAAACCGGCCUGAAACUGCCUUUAACCCCCAAUGAUGUGGGUCGUGUAUGGUCUUUGGAUUGUGCUGCUCAGUCAAAGCUGCUGACGGAGCUACUAGGCUUAGAAGCGGCCCAUCCUCCAGUUGCUCGAAGGGAGAUCAUUUGCGACUUUCACCUGUUCAACCUCAGCCAUUCCAAAAUGCAGUGCUUAACACAGAGGCAAGGGGCAGUAUUCCAUGCAAUCAUGGCAGCCAUCCUCGAUAAAAUGGCAGGGUGGGCAGAUGGAGCUUCACAGGCUCACGACUCUUGA